UCCGCACACAGCAAGGAGGGGAAGGCAGAAAGUAAUGCUCGCGCGGGAAAGCUGACGGAGCAAACCAGCGCGCAAGCGAACCCAAGGGGCGCUCUCCCACAAGAGGGAUCUCUUCUGUGGCAGAGGUGCGCAGCGGAUCCCCCGGGCAGGAAAGCACCCACUGAGGCUUAUGCGUGUGCUUUCCCCUCUCGUGCCCAUGCCUCGCAGCUUCUCCUCCAGCAGGAAACCUUUCCCGGGAAGGGACUGUGACUUUCUGCGCUCGGCAUGGGAUUCCCAGGCAGAGUAAUGAGACGCCACAGUAACCAGGGAGGGAGGAAUUUGCCGCUCAUCUGUUGCACUCCAGCCAAGCUCCAGGCGAGGUCUGCGUGGGUGGAAGUGAUGAAGACCACCUGAACUGGCCCAGGGUGGCUGAACGAUGAGGAGAAUACAAUAGAAAUGGGGAAAAGUGGAUGAGCUGGGCGAUUGCAAACAAAUACCCCCCCCCCCCCACACACACACACACCCUAAAUGGCUUUAAUUUACAAUUGGGAUUGAAAUGCGCCCUGACGAGCGGAAGGAAAAACGCUGGCUAGCAACGCGUGCCUGUAAACCAAGCAAACAAAAUCAGUGACAGUGUCCUGUCCUCUUCUACAGCAUGAGCUUGAUCCUCACGCACUGGCAUCAAAACUCCAUAGACUUCAAAUCUGCAGGGUCUUGGCCUUCUACCCCCAGCAUUGAGACUACAGAAUACCAAGUAAAGGCAAGCACCCUAUCACAGACAAAGCAUUAGAAUGGCAUAAAAUAUGGCCCAGUUCUAUUACAAAAGAAGUGUCAAUGCCCCUUACAGAGAUCGCAUCCCUCUUCGGAUAGUUCGAGCAGAGUCUGAGCUCUCCCCUGCUGAGAAAGCCUACUUGAUUGCUGUGGAGAAAGGAGAUUAUGCCAGUGUGAAGAAAGCUCUGGAGGAAGCCGAAAUUUAUUUCAAGAUCAAUAUUAAUUGCAUUGAUCCUCUUGGAAGAACAGCUCUGCUCAUUGCAAUUGAAAAUGAGAACCUAGAGCUCAUUGAGUUGCUCUUAAGCUUUAAUGUAUAUGUUGGAGAUGCUCUGCUGCAUGCAAUACGAAAGGAGGUCGUUGGAGCUGUGGAACUUUUAUUAAAUCACAAAAAGCCUAGUGGGGAGAAACAGUGCUGGAUGAUUCAGAGGAAAGCAGAAAACCAUGUGCCACCAAUCCUGCUGGAUAAGCAGUUCUCAGAAUUCACACCAGACAUCACACCCAUUAUUUUGGCUGCCCAUACGAACAAUUAUGAGAUAAUAAAGCUUCUUGUACAGAAGGGGGUUUCUGUACCUAGACCACAUGAAGUGCGCUGCAACUGUGUUGAAUGUGUCUCAAGCUCGGAUGUGGACAGUCUUCGCCAUUCUCGAUCCAGACUCAACAUUUACAAGGCUCUGGCAAGUCCGUCUUUGAUUGCAUUGUCCAGUGAGGAUCCUUUUCUUACAGCAUUUCAACUGAGUUGGGAGCUUCAGGAACUGAGUAAGGUGGAAAAUGAGUUUAAGUCAGAAUAUGAAGAGUUGUCACGUCAAUGCAAGCAAUUUGCAAAAGACCUCCUGGAUCAGACCCGGAGUUCCAGGGAAUUGGAAAUUAUUCUUAAUUACCGAGAUGACAAUAGCUUGAUAGAAGAACAGAAUGGUAAUGAUCUUGCACGAUUGAAGCUGGCAAUUAAGUACCGUCAAAAAGAGUUUGUUGCCCAGCCUAACUGUCAGCAGCUGCUUGCGUCCCGCUGGUAUGAUGAAUUCCCAGGCUGGAGGAGGCGACACUGGGCAGUGAAGAUGUUGACAUGUGCUGUGAUAGGGCUCCUUUUCCCUGUCUUCUCCGUGUGCUACUUGAUCGCUCCCAAAAGUCCAUUAGGGCUGUUCAUCAGAAAGCCAUUUAUCAAAUUUAUCUGCCAUACUGCAUCCUACCUGACUUUCCUGUUUCUGCUGCUUCUUGCCUCUCAGCACAUUGACAGAUCAGACUUGAACAUGCAGGGGCCACCGCCAACUGUCGUCGAGUGGAUGAUAUUACCGUGGGUCCUGGGUUUCAUAUGGGGUGAAAUUAAACAGAUGUGGGAUGGUGGACUACAAGAUUACAUUCAUGACUGGUGGAACCUAAUGGAUUUCGUAAUGAAUUCCUUAUACUUGGCAACAAUUUCUUUGAAAAUCGUUGCCUUUUCAAAGUAUAGUGGGGUGCUCCUACGAGAAAACUGGGAUAUGUGGCACCCCACAUUGGUGGCUGAGGCUUUGUUUGCUAUAGCGAACAUCUUUAGUUCUCUGCGCUUGAUCUCAUUAUUUACUGCAAAUUCUCACCUGGGACCUCUGCAAAUAUCUCUAGGAAGAAUGUUACUGGACAUUUUAAAAUUUCUAUUCAUAUACUGUCUUGUGCUGCUAGCUUUUGCAAAUGGAUUGAACCAGCUGUACUUCUAUUAUGAAACAAAUGAAACCAACAGCUGCAAAGGAAUACGAUGUGAAAAGCAGAAUAAUGCAUUUUCAACAUUAUUUGAAACUUUACAGUCAUUAUUCUGGUCUAUAUUUGGUCUUAUCAAUCUGUACGUGACCAAUGUAAAAGCACGACAUGAAUUUACGGAGUUUGUUGGGGCCACCAUGUUUGGAACCUAUAAUGUCAUCUCGUUGGUUGUUCUACUCAACAUGCUAAUAGCCAUGAUGAAUAACUCUUACCAGCUCAUUGCUGAUCAUGCUGACAUUGAAUGGAAGUUUGCUCGAACAAAACUUUGGAUGAGUUAUUUUGAAGAAGGAGGGACUCUGCCCACUCCCUUCAAUGUUUUACCAAGCCCCAAGUCUCUCUGGUAUCUGAUCAGAUGGACAUGGAGACAUCUGUGCAAGAAAAAGAUUAGAAGAAAACCCGAAAGCUUUGGAACCAUAGGGAGACGUGCAGCUGAUAAUUUAAGAAGACAUCAUCAAUACCAGGAAGUGAUGAGAAAUCUUGUUAAGCGAUACGUUGCUGCAAUGAUAAGAGAUGCCAAAACUGAAGCAGGACUCACGGAGGAGAAUUUUAAGGAGUUAAAGCAAGACAUUUCCAGCUUUCGUUUUGAAGUCCUGGGUUUACUGAAAGGAAACAAACUUUUUAAUUUGCAAUCUUCAAAAAUCAGCAAGGAAGCCGCUUCUUUGUCAGAGACUGAUGAAAAAUGUGAGAGUGCAGGAAAAGAGAAAGUAAAGAAAAAGAACUUCAGCCUUUUUGACAUUACUACACUGAUUCACCCAAGAUCAGCUUCCAUAGCCUCUGAAGCACAUAACAUAAGCAAUGGUGCUGCACUGGUGGUGUCCGAGCCCACAAAAGAGAAACAAAAGAGGGUGAAUUUUGUAACUGAUAUAAAAAGUUUUGGAUUAUUUCAUAGACGAUCGAAAACAAACUGUCUGGAACUGAGUACAAAUAAAAUAUACUCUGUGUCUGAAGAAAUUUCACAACAGGUAGAAGAACAAUGUGAGAAAACUACUGAACUGGAAGGGGAAGAACUGAUCAUGAGCUGUGAAUUAGGCCUCCAAGGUCUCAGUGAAAAGUGCAUGCUAACAAACAAGCAAACCAACAGUGAGACUCUGGAUUCACAGCAUGAGGAAAAAGAUUGUGCUUUGGAAGCUGGGCAAACAGAGGUGCAGGAUUCAGACCCCUCCACGCCUGAAGAUUUUCUGGACAAGGAGUUGGACAUUAACAGUGACUUGGAGGUGAACGAAAAGACAGUUGUUCAGGAGGAUUCUGUAACAACAAGGUUGUGAUGAGUAUGGGAAUGAAUAUAUACAAAUAUAUAUAUUUUGCACAGUGCUUUUUUGCGCAGGAUGUUUUAAAAGUUAUAUUAGAACGUAUAGAAUUACACUUUAUAGUAUUCAACAACAAUGGCACAUGAACUUGUAACAUAAUUAAGUGGGGAAAGAAAAUAGAGGAACCUUCUGUUUUGUAGCCUGCUUCAGCUUUCACAAUUUGUUUUACAUUUUUUAAUAAGUGGAAGCAUCUUGUAUUCUUGUACUGUUGCAAUAACCCACAGAAACUUUUUAGCUAUCUUUUUUCAAUUAAAACAAAUGCAGUUUCUCUCAUAUGAUAGUUGACUCCUAUGAUAAAUAUUUUUCUAUGCAAAUAAAAAAUAGCUGAAUCUUGUAAGCCUUUACUUAACUUUUUUAGUUCCUUCAAGAUAAUGGACAGCAUAACAAUCCAUAGGCUGUUUCUGUCAAAACAAUUAUUUAAAUGGGUAGAAAUUUGAAAUGCUUCAAAUGCUAUGGAAAUAAAUUAAAACAUAAAAUAUCAUUUAUUUAUUGAAAGUGUUAAUUACUGUACAUUAUGAAUAAUUUUCCUAUUUGAUUAUUUAAUUAUAUUUUUUCCUCUUCCACACAUUUAUGAGCCUACUGAUGGCAAUGUUAAAAUUUAAUUUGCAAAAAUUUUAGGUUGUAUAAAAUGUCUCCUUUCUUAUAGUAAACAAAAUGUUUAUGGCUGCAAUUCUAUGACUGUUUAUUCCAAAGGAAUCCACAAUCAUUACUAACUAUUAUUUCUCCAAACAUCUGCUUUUCCAAAUGUGGACAAACUAUGCACUUAGUAUAUGCUCAUUAGCUUCUGCUUUCAUAUUACAACUGUAUUUGCUAAGAGCAAGAAUACUUCAGAAAAAACUCCUCCUAAAUAUUAGAAAAAUAUGACAAUCUGCUAGGAAUAUUUGAAAACAGGGGUUUUCUGAAUCAUCACACAGUUUGGGAGAACCUAAUGGAUGAUUUUAUACAAAAUAUUUAGACAUUCAAAUGUAUGAGAGAAACCUGAUAGUAUUUUUCAUAAAUGACAAGUGAUUUAUUGUCUUAGUCAAAAUGAGUAUUUUUAAAAUUAAACAGUAUGUUUCUUUUUAAUCAGUGGCUGGUGUCCUAUAUUAUUAAGAUAGAAUAAAUAUAAACAAUCUAAAGAAAGGCCAUGGAAACUUUUGAAUAAAUCACAAUAAGGUAUCCUUUGCCUUCUUAAAUUCCUCUUGUUGUGAUAGGCUUUAUAGUUUGUUUUGUCCAGUGUGAGGGGAUCCUAGCAUGCAGAAUUAUCUUAGAUAUCAGAUCCCAGGAAGUACAUAACAUAACUAAAACAGAUGGAUUUAAUAAUGGCUGGUAUCUUCCCCCUGUUUUUGUGAGCUGAGCAGAUACCAGACCUUUCAGACACAUUUUCUACAGCUCCUAAGUUUCCCCUACAACAUAUGAGUGUCUUUACAUGUGGAAAACAAGUAACCAUAAACUCAUGUCAGUUUUGCAUGCAAAUGUUGGUUUGGAACAGUCUCUCCAUUAAAAACAUACCUCACCAUAGUCUAUAUUUGUGUCCUUAGUUUCCUUUGAUUUUUAGGCUAGCCUCA
Pelodiscus sinensis (Chinese soft-shelled turtle) is the source of this 5329-nucleotide messenger RNA. Lineage: Eukaryota; Metazoa; Chordata; Testudines; Trionychidae. The record is from RefSeq and is a predicted model, not a curated record.